CGGAUAACGGGCCGCAGCAGCAAAUACAAGCUCUUCUGCUUCCCAGGCCUUUAUUCCGGGUGCACCCCAUGCUCUGAGCCCCGCAGGACCUGCUGCCAACUGGCUGGACUCUGCAAGAUGGCUCCUGCACAAUGACAAGUCCCAGACGCAGCUGUAGGUGCCACCUACGCGACCCGAGGCUGCCAGUGAGCCUCAGCCCCUGGGACACGAAGCGGGGCUGGGCCAGAGGGGCGAUCCCAGAGGCGAUGUUUCCUUGACUCCCUGGACCCCAGACUUUCCUCACCCCUUUCCUCCCACGCCGGUCUCCCUGGCUUUUUGUCUUGCCCCCUCGUACAGCAGCGUCUGGAAGGGAAAGCAGACUGGCUGCGUCUCGCCUCCAGUCCCCGGGCGGGCGAGCACCGCUGCAGACCCCGCAGGCUGCAGAGCCGCCGCGCCCGGCGCGCGGGGGAGGCUGCGGGGCCGCGCUGCCCGCCCCCCGCGCCGCCGGGUCGGAGGCCCGCAGCCGCCAGCCCUCCCGGGAAGCCGGGGCCCGCCCGCGGGUCUGCGGGCCGCAGGGGUCCUGCGGGCGGAAGUGCGGAGCGCGGCGUGGGAGGAGGCGGCGCGGGCCGGGGCUGGGUCCGCUCCCGGCUGACGCGGCCCGGGACGGCCCGCGCGGGGACCGCCGCCUCCCCACGCCCGGCGCGCGCCCGCCGGCCCUUGUUUGGCGUUGAGCGCGCCCGGGAGGACAGGGUCGCCGCUCGGGGGCAGCGCGACGGAGCCCAGCGGCCGGGCCCGGGAGGAGGGGCUGCCCCAGCGGUGCCGCCGCCACCCAGAUCUGCCGGCCUCCUCCUCCUCCUCCUCCGGCGCCAGCCCCCGGCGCGCCCAGCCGGAACCCGGCGAGCGCGGGGCGGAGAGGCGAGCGCGCAGAGCUGGCGGGCCCCGCCGCGGCCCCCGCGGCCCCCGCCAUGUCGGCGGAGGAGAUGGUGCAGAUCCGCCUGGAGGACCGCUGCUACCCGGUGAGCAAGAGGAAGCUGAUCGAGCAGAGCGACUACUUCCGCGCCCUCUACCGCUCCGGCAUGCGCGAGGCCCUGCGCGCCGAGGCGGGCGGCCCCGAGGUGCAGCAGCUGCGCGGCCUGAGCGCCCCGGGCCUGCGCCUGGUGCUGGACUUCAUCAACGCCGGCGGCGCCCGCGAGGGCUGGCUCCUGGGCCCGCGGGGCGACCAGGGCGGGGGCGCGGCGGCCGAGGAGGAGGACCUGGACGAGGCGAGCCUGCUGUCCGAGCUGGUGGAGGCGGCCUCCUUCCUGCAGGUCACGUCCCUGCUGCAGCUGCUGCUGUCCCAGGUGCGGCUCACCAACUGCCUGGAGCUGUACCGCCUGGCGCAGGUGUACGGGCUGCCCGACCUGCAGGAGGCCUGCCUGCGCUUCAUGGUCGUCCACUUCCACGAGGUGCUGUGCCAGCCCCAGUUCCACCUCCUGGGCUCUCCUGCGCCAGCCCCCGGCGAUGGCAGCCUGAAGCAGAGGCUGAGGGAGGCCCGGAUGACGGGGACUCCGGUCCUCGUGGCCCUGGGGGACUUCUUGGGGGGACCCUUGGCCCCUCACCCCUACCAGGGGGAGCCUCCGUCCAUGCUCAGGUAUGAGGAGAUGACGGAACGUUGGUUCCCGCUGGCCAACAACCUUCCUCCCGACCUGGUGAACGUCCGGGGGUACGGGUCUGCCAUCCUGGACAACUACCUCUUCAUCGUGGGCGGGUACAGGAUCACCAGCCAGGAGAUCUCCGCUGCGCAUUCCUACAACCCCAGCACCAACGAGUGGCUCCAGGUGGCCUCCAUGAACCAGAAGAGGUCUAACUUCAAACUUGUGGCCGUUAAUUCAAAACUCUAUGCCAUUGGUGGGCAGGUCGUUUCUAAUGUUGAGUGUUACAAUCCUGAGCAGGAUGCGUGGAAUUUUGUGGCACCCUUACCCAAUCCUCUGGCUGAGUUCUCUGCGUGUGAGUGUAAGGGGAAAAUUUAUGUCAUUGGAGGAUAUACGACCAAAGACCGGAACAUGAACAUUCUGCAGUACUGCCCCUCCUCCGACAUCUGGACCCUCUUUGAAACAUGUGACGUCCACAUUCGCAAGCAGCAGAUGGUGUCGGUGGAGGAGACCAUCUACAUUGUGGGGGGGUGUCUCCACGAACUGGGGCCCAACCGGAGGAGCAGCCAGAGUGAGGACAUGCUCACCGUGCAGUCCUACAACACUGUCACCCGGCAGUGGCUCUACCUCAAGGAGAACACGUCCAAGUCGGGCCUUAACUUGACUUGCGCGCUGCAUAACGACGGCAUCUACAUCAUGAGCAGAGACGUGACCCUGUCGACCAGCUUGGAGCAUCGAGUUUUCCUCAAGUACAACAUCUUCGCAGAUAGUUGGGAAGCAUUUAGGCGUUUUCCGGCCUUUGGACAUAACUUGCUGGUUUCCUCUCUUUAUCUGCCCAAUAAAACGGAAACAUGACUGAAUCGACAUAGUAUUUACAAGAAGCCUGGUUCAAGACAAAAAUAAAACGUAGGGCCCCAUUUCCAAGGAGGCUGACUUCAUAGGUCACAUAUACAACAGCUGUAAAUAAGCUUACUUGAACUAAUUACUUGAAAACUUGUGGAGAAAAGAGACCAACAUUAUUAUUUUUUUAAUUAUUGGUUUUUAAAUUAUGGGAGCAAAUCCAUGAUCAUGUUUUCAUCCAGCUAUGAUAACCUUGGGCCAAUGACAAAAGCUGAUCAUUGAAAAGAAGAUUCAUUGUGUCUGCUUAGUAAAGGGCCAAAGUCAGUAAUUGGCGCGAAUGGUAGAGAUGAUUUUAAAAUCUGUUUUAUUUCGGUCACUUGAAAUAUCCUAAUACCUUAAGUGAAAGUGUUUUUUUUGGUUAUUAAUUUACUUGACAAACAUUUGUAUUAACACUAUUGUCUCCACCUUUCCCCCAGUUAUAACCACAUAUACUGUGUUCAGGUAUCAUUUGCACACUACCUUCUAGGAAACAUACAAUGAUGGAACCCUACAGUGAAGCCUUGCAAGCAUCCAGUCCUCCCCAAAACUUGCAUAAAAACUUCCUCAGCGAUUUUUCCAGUCUUUUUUGCAAUUACAAAUGCUGAGUAAAUAGGCAGAUAUAACUACUUUUUUCAUUUAUGUGGCAAGUAGCAGAUAGAUGUGGCCAGAGAAGUUGCAUUGCUUAUUUAAUAGAGAAUAUAUUGUUUAGAAGGAUGCAUUCAUAUGUAUUUUAAAGUGGAGUCUUAAAUUCAGAGGGGAAGAAAAGGAAACACCAAAUAAGAAAAAAAAAUCACCUUUUAAGAGUUACUUUUAGUAAAUGUAUUUGACUUAGUUCUUUUUUUUUUAAGACUGAAAAAAUAACCUUAUAUUUAGACCAAGCAUCUUUCUAACUUAAUUUUUGCCUUUUAAUUCACGCUUUGCUUUGGUGAGGUAGGGUGAGGAAAGCUGUGAACGGCUUGCGCUGGAGAGGGGACGAGGCUCUGAUAGAAGUGGAGUGGCAUCUGGUGCUAUUUCUGAAGUUAGGUAAGGAGCUCUACUUGAUUGUUAAAUCCAACGGAGCCCAGUUCAAGCACUUGCAUGUUUUCAGUAAGUCAGUUAACAGUGGAUAAAAGCUUCUGCCCAUCAUAGAUCAGCAUUUCUUACAAAACACACAUAUUUACAGGAAUUUUGUUUUGAUUGAAAAACACUUUCUGAACUUCUCUGAUGUUUUGUAACGGAAUCAGGUCAGCUGUGCUCUGGAUUCCAUCCUAACAUUCCUGCUACAGUGCGCCUCACUUCAGGAGAGCCCCGCAGCAAAGCAGACAGGGUUACGGCACGCUCAUCACGGCAGCCGCUUCCCACGUGCCUCCAGGUGCGUGCCCUGUGUAGACGGGGUCUAGGGGCGCUACUGCUUCAAAGUUCAUGUGUUUCAGGGCUCACUCCAGGGUAUCUACAAUCGUGGCCUCCUGGCAUAUUUAAAAGGAGGGUCUGGCUGUAAAAACUUCAUUUGCACAACUUUUCAGGAACACUGCUAGGUAAAAUGAGGUAAGCCUUUAUUGUGGCCAUGGAGACAGACCUUUGUAUCUUGUCACCAACUAAUCCUACCAGUACUCAGAAAUAUGGUUCAGGGUUUCUAAGUCAUAUCCAUUUAUUCUCAAAUUCUUAGCCCUUUUUUUUUAGACUUUGCGCUGAAAUGUUCCUGGGAAUGGUACUUUAACAAUAGGUUCAUAUUACUUUAUAUUCAUUAUAGAAUUGAAUUUCUAGUGACCUAUAAUUUCAUUACAUGUAUUUAAAAAUAUAAUUUAUUUUAGAUAGUGUUAACUUCUGUUGCUACAGAGCUUAACUUUUUAAGGCUUGACAUUAUAUAUUUAGAAGAUUCUGGCCAGUUGAAUUAGUUCUGGACAAGCAAUUGGAUACUAGCUUAUAAAUAUUAUAUAAAAUGCAAUGUUAAUCCUGCCAACCAGUUCUCUUCCUGAUUACAUUCUUUGGGUCCAUUUUCCUAAUGCCAACAACUAGAUUCUUGGCCCAAGUGAAGGCAUACCCUGAUCCACAAAGCUCUUUUUAUAAAUCAGGUGUGCUGUGUGUGUACAUGUGCAUAUACCUGUGUGCGUGUGUGUGUGUGUGUGUACACAUGUAUAGGCUGGUAUAUUAUAACUCUGAGAUAUGCAGACUUUUAAAAAGGUUUUGUUGCUCUCGGCUGCCAGCAGUGUGGGGCAAGGUGGAAUGUCCAAUAGAAACCGACCAGUGGAUUUGGGACAUCCUCCUUCCUGCGGUACACAUGAGCUGUGUUGACAUUUUGAGGGUCAUUUUAAUUUAGCUCUGUUCCCAUGUUGGUGCCAUGUUCCAGUGAAGACUACCUAUGUGAAAAGUGAAGUUGCUUUGAAAAUCUCCCCUCACCUCCAGGAUUUUGCUUUUUGAUACGAUCCCUCUGUUUUCUUUCUUUCUCUAAAGGUGUUUUCUUUUCUGAGAUGCCUUUUGUGGGGUGCUCACCUCCCAUUAUGGGAGAGGGUUCCUGGGGGGAUCCCCAUGGUGGCCAUCCUGCCAGAAGCACCCUCGUUCACUGAGAAUGGUCUGAAUGGCAGAGAGUGAGCCCUGAGCGUGGAUUGGCAGAGGGGCAUUACUGGUUCUUUCUGUCAUUCUUUCUGGCUGUCUUUUCAACAUUUGUAGUUUCAGAGGCUUCUCCCUUUCGUGUUCUUUGAAAGUUUUUUGGAUGAAUGGGUAAGAGUUGAUUAUUUCAACUAUUAGUUAAGUCAUAACCAUGAAGUACUUAGAAGGUGAUGGAUACUAGUAGUUAACAAGCAGAUUAAGAUGACGCCUGAAUACCAAAGAGAGUUAAACUCUGCCAUUUAUUUUGGAAUCCAUAUCUCAAGUAAUUCCAAAUGCCUUAGAUACCAAUUAAAGUCAUGCUGAGAUAGACAAAUCUCAAGCAAAUGAUCAAGAAAAUGCUUGUUCUCUUUCAGUAAACGCUCUCACUGAGCACUGUGGAUGCCGUGCUUUCAAGGUUCCAGGUAAAAGCGUGACUCUGCUUCUUGGCAGCACAGGUAGUUGGAGGGGAAAGGCCUUGGCCUUCCUGGUCUGCCAGCGUGCAGUGAGUAGUGGCUUAAAGCAGAGCAUUCGAGAGGCAGCAUAGCCACAGAACGGUAACAUGGGUGAGCGUGGCAUUCCUUCCAGCUGGGGGUGGGGCACAUCUGUGCCCUCCUUCUUUCAAGGUGGCUUUCCGAGCGAGCGGCACUCCUUUCCUCGGUGCCAGGACUGGGCUGUAGAAUCCAUGUCAUCAACACGUCUAGGCAUCCAUGCCGUCCGUCAGGGAGGUGAAGUCUGUCGUCCCCGCCUUAGAGGACUCACUGAAUGAGGUGAGUAGAUAGUUCCCAAAAUGGCUUUGAAAGCAAGGAGGCAAUUGAGCCCAGUUCCCAGAAAUGUGUACGGUGUGUCUGUCAUGUGCAAGACAAUGCUAAGAACCGGGGGUACAGAUUUCAAUGUGCCACCAUCUCUGACCUUGAAGAGCCUACCACCUUGUGAAAAUGGCCACCGUAAUCAUAAUGAUAGAGUGCCCCUCAAAGAUGCCCACUUGUGUCAGACACACAGGGCCUCUGGCUUGGCUGCCUCUUCAGUCCUGGUCCAAUCUGUCCAUUAGUGAGUUACUAACAGCCAUGAAACAGCUUUUCUGUAAGUUUGAUCAUCACGCUUUUGUUUUUGAUGGUAUGCUUUUUUCCCUCACUACGUUCCAUAGUCUUUUCUGUACUUCAUUUAUUUUGGGGGAAAAAGUUAUGUGAUCUUUAUUUAAAAGCUAGAGGACCAGUGCACUCAAGGAGGGGAGUCCCUCAGCUCGGCCUGCACCCUUUAGCAGUCUGGGAGCCCUCAGGGGAUGUCCGAUUGACAGCUUAGGCCCGCUCCUGUGGGGAGCAGGCCUGAGCGGUCAGUCGGACAUCCUUAGCACUGCUGCGGAGGUGGGAGAGGCUCCUGCCACUGUCACUGCACUGACCAGCUGUCAACCCAGUGUGGGAGUGCACUAACCACCAGGGGGCAGACGCUCCUGCAUUGAGCGUCUGCCCCCUGGUGGUCAGUGCGCAUCAUAGUGACUGGUCAUUCUGCUAUUUGGUUGAUUUCCAUAAAACCCUUUUAUUAUAUGGGAUGCUUACUAGGCACCACAGCCCACGUAGCUAAGAGCUCAGCAGCUUGAGCCCUUGAAAUGGAGGAGCAAUGCUAGGGAAGUGGGUAUAUAGAGAGAGGAAGCUAUUUGCAUGUGCAUUUAUACCUAUGCCUUUAAAACACUUCCAUAACAAGUAUUAAUAAAGAAACUAUCCUUAAGACACUAGUGCUGACUAAAAGUCAGUUGAUUUUGCCUUUGUGCUAACUAUCUAAGGGUAUUUUCCAUCUGUAUGUUUCAUUCACAUAAGAGUGUGUGUUUUUCAUUUUCUUGUGUUCACUUUGGAGCAUGGUAUAAAAUACACACCCAUUGACACAGGCACUUGAUAAAACCAUUUUCAUUCAUUCCUACAGGAGACAGAUGAAUUGUAAAGGAUUGUCAAUUCUGAGGAGCAAAAGUGUGCAGUCAUUACUGUGGUAGGAUUGACUGGUGCUUUCUCAAAAUGGAUGUCAUAGUUUGUUUCUAGUAAAGAAAUGGAAAAUGUAAUUUGUGUUAUUGUGUCAUUUUUCUAUAAAAAAAAUGAGGGGGCUCCUUAGAUGUCUAUACAAUGUUUUCAUAUCCAGUGGUCAUGUUGGGGAAAAUGAUAAUCUGUAGAGUGAAUAGCUAUGUUUUGUUAUGACUGAUACUUUGUUAUAAAGGUUGUAUUGAGUCUUCAAUUUCAAGUGUGGCUUCCCGUGUAAACAUUAUCAUAUGGUUCAUUUAAAUGCAAUGAUGCCUAUGAGAGCACUUGCCCCAACAGCAUUCAUUUUGUGUUUAGAACUCUAGGAGAAAAUCUCUUCAAUAAAGUAGUUCUCAAUCA
This is a messenger RNA of Myotis myotis, 7414 nucleotides long. It is a transcript of the gene KLHL42, whose product is annotated as kelch like family member 42. NCBI's taxonomy places the organism in Eukaryota, Metazoa, Chordata, Mammalia, Chiroptera, Vespertilionidae. The transcript has 3 exons. The record is from RefSeq and is a predicted model, not a curated record. Gene Ontology annotation, molecular function: protein binding. Bases 945 to 2465 code for a protein of 506 amino acids.